Molecule: messenger RNA, 2020 nt
Organism: Solanum tuberosum (potato)
Lineage: Eukaryota; Viridiplantae; Streptophyta; Magnoliopsida; Solanales; Solanaceae
Product: heparanase-like protein 3
Exons: 9
Coding region: 265-1875 (536 amino acids)
Cellular component (GO): membrane; plant-type cell wall
Molecular function (GO): beta-glucuronidase activity
Source: RefSeq, a predicted model, not a curated record
UUUCUUUUUUCAAACUUUACAUUAAAAAAUUAUUUCUUGAUCCAAUCUUGAACCAUAAUGGCUGAUUAUGAAUAAAGCCUACUUUUUUGUCCUGUCACCCUUACUCUUACCUUUAUAAACUCUCGUGAACAAGUCUCCAAUGGGGAGUUCUACAGCGACCCAUUUCAUAUUUUCUUGCAAUUUUGAGCUGCUAGCUAUGUUAGAGAAACAUAGAUCUUGAUAUUAUUUAGCUAAAGUUUUUAUCUUUUUUCAAUUUUGAUAAAUAUGGAUUCUUUAUUUUUGCAAAAGGGAGUGUUGGUGUGGCUUUUUUUGUUUAGUUUGAGAUUUAUUUGUGGAACAACAGCUCAAGGUACUGUGUUUAUAGAUGGGAAAAUUGCUAUUGGAAGAAUAGAUAAGCAUUUUAUUUGUGCUACUUUGGAUUGGUGGCCACCUGAGAAGUGUGAUUAUGGAACUUGUGCUUGGGACCAUUCUUCUUUCUUGAAUCUGGAUCUUAACAACAUUAUUUUUCUCAAUGCAAUAAAAGCGUUCUCACCAUUAAAGAUUCGUUUGGGCGGAACUUUGCAAGACAAAGUCAUAUACCAAACUGAAGAUCAUAAACAGCCCUGUGUCUCAUUUGUUAGAAACACAACAGAGAUGUUUGGUUUUACUCCAGGGUGCCUUCCCUUGUCGAGAUGGGAUGAACUCAAUGCAUUCUUUAAUAAAUCUGGGGCUAGUAUAAUUUUUGGAUUAAAUGCUCUUUAUGGAAGAUCGGUACACCCUGACGGUUUAUCUGUCGGAGCUUGGGAUCCAAGCAAUGCUGAAUCGCUUAUACGUUAUACUGUCAAAAAGGGAUAUGAUAUCCAUGGUUGGGAACUCGGGAACGAAUUGAGUGGUAGCGGAGUUGGAACCAGAGUUGCAGCAGAUCAAUAUGCAUCUGAUACUAUUGCCUUGUACAAAACAGUGCAAGAUGCUUACGAGAAUUCUGAAACCAAACCGUUGGUCCUGGCACCGGGAGGUUUCUUUGAUGAAGGCUGGUUCAAGGAAGUAGUAAAUAAAGCCGGGGCAUCAUUUGAUGUGGCAACUCACCACAUAUAUAAUCUUGGUCCAGGAAGAGAUGAACACCUUCUUGAAAAAAUCCUCGAUCCAUCUUAUCUCGACGGUGAAGCUGAUACAUUUAAUAAACUUCAGAAUAUCCUCAAGGCAUCUGGUAGUUCAGUGGUUGCGUGGGUUGGUGAGGCUGGAGGGGCUUAUAACAGUGGCCGCAACCAUGUCACAAAUGCCUUUGCUUUUAGCUUCUGGUAUUUGGACCAGCUUGGUAUGUCAGCUGCCUAUGAUACCAAGACAUACUGUCGACAGACAUUGAUUGGUGGAAACUACGGUUUACUCAAUACGACUACCUUUGUACCAAAUCCAGAUUACUACAGUGCUCUUCUUUGGCACCGAUUGAUGGGAAGGAACGUUUUGGCAACGAGUUUCUCAGGGACAAAGAAAAUACGUGCAUACGCUCAUUGUGCAAAGCAAUCUCAAGGUAUCACAUUACUGUUGAUCAACCUUGAUGGCAACACCACCAUUCAUGCCAGAGUUGAUUUUAACGGUACUAUGUUACAUCGACGAAAACACAGACAUCAUCAUAACCACAGAAAGAGUUCAAUCAAACUGCCUAGAAGUAGCAAAAUAGCAUCAAACACAAGAGAAGAGUACCAUUUAACAGCAAAAGAUGGAAAUUUACAAAGCCAGACAAUGCUGCUAAAUGGAAAUGCACUGAUUGUAGAUUCAUCUGGAAAUAUACCUACAUUUGAGCCUAUAUAUGUCAAUUCAACAGAGGCGAUAACCGUCGCGCCAUUCUCUAUUGUAUUUGUACACAUACCAUAUGUACUUUUGCCUGCUUGUAGCUGAGUUUGUGUUAUGUAUUAAGUGAUGUAUGGAGCCAAAAGGGGUUCCAUUUGAUUAUUGAACCAAUAAUUUACACACAGAAAAUGUAAAGAGGAUACAUGUAUUAUAUUUUUCUCUAAGAGAAAAUAUAAGCAUUUUAUUCUUGCUA